This is a messenger RNA of Ogataea polymorpha, 1747 nucleotides long. RefSeq lists its product as uncharacterized. Gene Ontology annotation, biological process: peptidyl-lysine dimethylation. Gene Ontology annotation, molecular function: protein-lysine N-methyltransferase activity. The transcript has a single exon. Bases 894 to 1697 code for a protein of 267 amino acids. The record is from RefSeq and is a predicted model, not a curated record. NCBI's taxonomy places the organism in Eukaryota, Fungi, Ascomycota, Pichiomycetes, Pichiales, Pichiaceae.
UCCAAGCUAGUGAAGCUCAACAACGGUUCAUAUCUCCCACUCAUGGGAUUGGGCACCUGGGAACUCAGAAAUGCCACCGAAGUGGUCAAAGAAGCCUUGAACAUAGGGUAUCGCCUUAUCGAUACCGCAGUUUUGUACGGUAAUGAGAAGGAGUGUGCUCAGGGCGUGCUGGAAUGGAUGAAGGAGGAUCCGGAGCACAAUAGAAGAGAGCAUGUUUGCUACAUCACCAAGCUGUGGACCAAUCAGCAUGGUUACGAAAAUGCCAAAAAGGCAAUCAAGGGGUGUUUGGAGCAGAUCGAUGGCCUGAAGUAUAUCGACUUGCUUCUGAUUCAUGCUCCAACACAGGGCAAGAAAAUGAGACUUGAAACAUAUCAGGCCAUGCAGGAGGCAGUUGACGAAGGCGUUGUGAAGUCAAUUGGUGUGUCCAACUACGGAAUUGACCAUUUGAAGGAACUUCUAUCCUGGCCAGGUCUCAAGUACAAGCCUGUGGCUAACGAGAUUGAGGUGUCGCCAUGGUGCAUGAGACAGGAGCUCUGCAACUUUUGCAGUGAAAAUGACAUUGCUGUUAUUGCAUUUGCUCCAUUCUCUCAUGCCAAUCGCAUUAAUGAUCCUGAUGCGGUUGCAAUUGCCAAGAAGAAAGGCGUCACACCGGCUCAGGUUCUUGUUAGAUGGUCGGUUCAAAAAGGCUACGUUCCUAUCCCCAAGACUAAGAAUCUAGACAGAUUGGCCACUAACUUCGAUGUCCUUUCUUUUGAACUGUCGGAUGAGGAGAUGAAAACACUUGACCAUCCAGACGUUCACGAUCCUUCCGACUGGGAGGUUACCACAUGUCCAUGACUUUUUGCCCAUCUUACGUAAGCUAUGAUAAAAAAAUUUGACUAAAAUUGCAUUCCAUGUCGGACGGCGAGCUGGGCCUGGAUGGAGGGUUGUUUGAGGAGCCUGAGAAUUUCAGGCCCCCAAAGCCCGAAGCACACUAUCAGAAAUAUACUAGGACCCAUAAGCAGGUGCUUGCCGAAAUAGACGAGAUCAAGCUCCGACUUGUUGGAAAAUCACCGCUUUGGGGCCAUUUGUUGUGGAAUGCGGGGAUUUACACAGCAAAUUAUCUUGAGAAGCAUGCACAGGAGCUUAUCACAGGCAAAACUGUUGUGGAGUUUGGUUCUGCAGCUGCUCUUCCUUCUUUGUUGUGUUCUAUCAACGGUGCUAGAAAAGUGGUAGCUACAGACUAUCCAGAUCCUGAUCUGCUAGAGAAUAUACAAAUCAAUGUGGACAGUCUCGUAGACAAGGAGCUGACCAGUAGGAUCAUCGUGCAAGGGUUUAUUUGGGGGAACGAUACGGAAGAAAUCAAAGCUACACUUGAGAGCACAGCUGACUUAAUCAUUAUGAGUGAUCUAGUUUUCAACCAUUCAGAACAUCACAAGCUGCUCAAAUCUGCAAAAGAGCUAAUCACCCCACUACGAGAUAUCUCGCAGCCCAGAAGUGGCGGGAAGUGUCUUGUUGUUUGGUCCCCACACAGACCCAAGCCGCAGAUGAUGGAAAAUGACUUCCAAUUUUUCACUGACGCUAAGGAGCUGUUUGACUUCGACGUCGAGUUCGUUGAGAUGGUACAUUGGGACCACCCUAUGUUCCCUGAGGAUCCCCCCGAGACAGAGGAGAUCCGUAAGCGAGUGUACUGUUACAUAUUGCAUCCAACCUGGUAACUUCACAGCUUAUGUAAGUUUCCAAAAUAAAUUUUCUCCCCUGUCCAUUU